UAUUCGUUCAAGGAUUGCUUUUUUUUUUUUUUUUUUUCUGGAAAAGGGUUGUGAUCUUGAGAAAUCAUUAGUCCAUAGCCGAGAUUGGCUUUUCUCUGUAAGUGUUGGUAUACUGAGAAUUCAGCAGGAAAGAUUGACUAUAAUUAGUAAGGAUGGGAGAGAGGUGGGACUUCGAGUUUGACGCUAUUUUGGCUGUUUCCUUCUUGGGAUUGAGUUUAUGGGCUGCACAAGUUUGCGAAGGUGGAAUAACAAGCAGUUAUGUUAGAAAUGAAGAUUUAGUUCAUGAUAUGCCGUUGGAUAGUGACGUUUUCCGUGUGCCUCCCGGUUAUAAUGCUCCUCAACAGGUUCAUAUUACGCAAGGAGAUCAUGUUGGAAAGGGUGUGAUUGUGUCUUGGGUUACUCCAGAUGAAGCUGGCUCGAGUACAGUGCUUUAUUGGGCUGAAAAUAGUGAGCUCAAGAAUAGUGCUCAAGGCAUUGUUCUUACUUACAAGUACUUCAAUUACACGUCUGGGUACAUCCAUCACUGCACCAUUAAUGAUUUGGAGUUUGACACCAAGUACUACUAUGAAGUUGGGAUUGGGAAUAGCACAAGAAAGUUUUGGUUUAGAACUCCUCCAAGUGUUGGCCCUGAUGUUCCCUAUACUUUUGGCUUGAUAGGGGAUUUGGGUCAAACUCCUGAUUCAAACAGAACGCUUACUCAUUAUGAGUUAAACCAUGUAAAAGGACAGACAUUAUUGUUUGUAGGAGACCUCUCUUACGCAGAUGCCUAUCCGUUCCAUGACAAUACUAGGUGGGAUACAUGGGGAAGGUUUGUAGAGAGAAAUGCUGCUUAUCAACCUUGGAUUUGGACAGCGGGGAAUCAUGAACUUGAUUCUGCUCCUGAAAUUGGAGAGGGUAAACCAUUUAAACCGUACAAAAGCCGCUUCCACGUACCUUACGGAGCUUCACAAAGUACAUCUCCUCUUUGGUAUUCCAUCAAAAGAGCUUCGGCAUACAUCAUAGUGUUGUCUUCUUAUUCAUCCUACGGUAAAUACACUCCUCAAUCCAAAUGGCUAGAGAAAGAGCUACCUAGAGUGAACAGGACAGAAACACCAUGGCUAAUCGUUCUCACGCACUGCCCACUAUAUAGCAGUUACAUACAUCAUUACAUGGAAGGUGAAUCCAUGAGAGUGAUGUAUGAACCGUUUUUUGUGGAGUACAAAGUUGAUGUUGUCUUUGCCGGUCACGUUCACGCAUAUGAACGAUCUGAACGUAUAUCAAACAUAGCAUACAACAUUGUCAACGGAAUUUGCACUCCCAUAAGGGACCCAUCUGCCCCAGUUUAUAUCACAAUUGGAGAUGGAGGAAAUCUGGAAGGACUAGUAACCGAGAUGACACAGCCACAGCCAAGCUACUCUGCUUACAGAGAAGCUAGUUUUGGUCAUGGGAUUUUCGAUAUAAAGAACAGAACUCAUGCCUUCUUCGGUUGGCACCGGAAUCAAGAUGAAUACGCAGUUGAAGCUGAUUCUUUAUGGCUGCAUAACAGAUACUGGAAACCCGCAUAUGAAGAAUCAUCACUAUCUGUAUCAUGAAAACAAGAGUUAUUAGUUUUCUAUCGUUAUCACUUUCUUUGGUUAUAAUCUUAUCUUAAACUUUAAA
Morus notabilis is the source of this 1638-nucleotide messenger RNA. RefSeq names its product purple acid phosphatase 2. NCBI's taxonomy places the organism in Eukaryota, Viridiplantae, Streptophyta, Magnoliopsida, Rosales, Moraceae. The transcript is spliced from 9 exons. The record is from RefSeq and is a predicted model, not a curated record. Bases 153 to 1571 code for a protein of 472 amino acids. Gene Ontology annotation, molecular function: acid phosphatase activity; protein binding; metal ion binding.